Molecule: messenger RNA, 1383 nt
Organism: Morchella importuna
Lineage: Eukaryota; Fungi; Ascomycota; Pezizomycetes; Pezizales; Morchellaceae
Exons: 5
Coding region: 1-1383 (460 amino acids)
Biological process (GO): maturation of 5.8S rRNA; maturation of LSU-rRNA
Cellular component (GO): Las1 complex; preribosome, large subunit precursor
Molecular function (GO): endonuclease activity
Source: RefSeq, a predicted model, not a curated record
AUGUCACGAAACCGCCGCAUAGUCGCCUGGCGCACACCCGCUGAUCUCCUCGAAGUCAAGGCUGCCUUCUACCCAGUCUCAAAUGGCGAAGAUCUCCGUCCAAUGGCACUGGCAAAGGUCCGUGCCUGGAUAUCGCGCACCCGCAUCCCACAUGCAAUCGAAGCCACAGCGCUGCUAACAGAAGCCACCCUCCAUGACACCUCCAGCCAUUCAGCGCUCAACUCCAGACUCGCAUACUCAACCGCGAUCUGUCGCUUCGUCAAUGGUCUCAUAGAUCCCGCACAGCAGGCGCAAUUCGCAUUGCCGAUGCACAUCCUCGCGCGCAAUCUCAACCUCCCAGCGUCGUUCGUCGAGAUCCGACAUGCGGCGACACAUGACAUGCUGCCGGGGCUACCGGUACUACGGGCGGUCGCGGCGAGGGCUCUGGCAUGGCUGUGGGACAAUUAUUGGGUCUCGGUGGGUGUCAAGUGGACGUCGGAGGUAACGGGCUCUGGGGAAGAGGCGGUGCUGCAGUCGAAGGCGCGGAUGGCGCUGAAGCGGUGGAGGCAGCUAAGGAGGGAUGAUCCCAGGAAGCCGUUGAAGCGAUUUGAUAAGACUCCCGAGGGCCGGGAAACCUACAAGAUCAUCAAGGAGUGUGCGGCGAUCUGUCGAGGGGAGGAAGGGAAGGAGGCGCUGAUUGAGGCAUUCCUGGAAGAGAAGGGACUAAUCCCAGCGGGAAAGAAGAAGGCACCCCUAAUGAACGGCGCAUUCCACCUCUGGCUUCCACUCCUAGACUCUCUUGACGCCUCCGUUAGUGGCUUUUCUAACAUGCUCCUCUCCGCGAUGCUCGAUAUUUUUAAUACCAAUCGGCCACUCUUCACACUUCUAGAUGGGACAAACCCAGACGACACGCACCCCCCCGAAUUCAUGGAGGCAGUCCUCGCAUGGCUGAAACACCUCACAUCCACCAACCCAGAGCCCAAAACAAACUUCGGCCACCGCGCCAUAAGCCCAAUUGACUACGAUGAGCUAAUCAAACAAUGCGUCGUGAGGCCCACUGAACGCGGUCUUAAAUUUCUCCGCCAUUUACUGAAUGAGUACCCGGCCAUGAACGAGAAGUACGCAAGAGUCGUAGAGAUUGCAGCCACUCAGGUUGUACUUCCGCCAGCUAGGAAAGCGGAGAACUGCACAGAUACGAGAAAGCGGAAACUCGAAGAGGUGGAAGCCGAGGUCAAGGAAUUCGAGGCCAGGUUCGAGGCCAUGAAGCGGCAAAAGGCCGAGCAGGAGGCAAGGCUGAGGGAUGGUGAUGCGAUGCAAGUGGAGGCGGUGGUGGAGACUGUCAAAGCUGGGCGAUGGAAAAAGUGGAGUGGGGAAUGGACACAAAGGCCUAUUGGCGUCUUGUAA